This is a messenger RNA of Talaromyces rugulosus, 5448 nucleotides long. RefSeq lists its product as uncharacterized. Bases 1 to 5448 code for a protein of 1815 amino acids. Gene Ontology annotation, molecular function: RNA-directed RNA polymerase activity. Gene Ontology annotation, cellular component: nuclear RNA-directed RNA polymerase complex. The transcript is spliced from 9 exons. Gene Ontology annotation, biological process: siRNA processing. The record is from RefSeq and is a predicted model, not a curated record. NCBI's taxonomy places the organism in Eukaryota, Fungi, Ascomycota, Eurotiomycetes, Eurotiales, Trichocomaceae.
AUGAUCUUGCAAACGGAACCGUUUGCUUCGGAGAGGCCAGAAUCUCACCCCCUGUCACCUGCCUCCUCACCUGAAAAUAUUUUUCUUUCGAGGGACUUCUCAGUUAUUUCUCUUGCAAAUCAGACCGCUCUGACAAGUGAUGCGAACAGUCUCCCCGCAGGCGUCGUUACCAGCCAAAAGGAAAAAGAGCAAUACAUUCUACCACGUCUGGAGAAAGUAGAAAAGCCCCGACUAAAUGGUCUCCUCCUAAGCGAGGAAGAGGAGGGAAAAGUCUUGUCCACAAGUCGUCAUCACCGAGUGAGCUGGAAUGGAAAGCGGCUGCAUACACCCUCCCCUCACAGUGCCCACAGUGAUCCUGCCAUGGCUACUGCGCGCCCAGCUGCCCCUCUCUAUCGAGGCCCCAGGCCAUCCCACGUCCCUUCAGCCAGAAAUCAGCAAUCGACCAAGCCGGCAACACUCUCCCAAGACAUAGCUAUUGAAGCAGUGAGGCCGGAUUGGCAGAGUUGGGAGUCUUUGGCAAUUAAUCUGCUGGGAGUGCCGAACCAAGCAAAUGCUUUCCUCAUCUGGAAAGCUUUCAAGUCUUAUGGGAAGAUAUUCUCGAUCGACUUCUACGAGGAUGACAGGGGAAAUCGCAAUGGAAGAGGGAAGGUGCGUUUUAAGCCUCCUCCUGCCGAGUCUUUCUGGGAAUCGAAAUCUAUCAUAUUAGAGCUGGCACCUGGGAAAUAUAUACCAAUUGGAGUUGUUCUACAUCCUCAGGAGAAAAAUCCAAAAGUCGGCAGCCUAACAAAGUCCAAAGUGUUAUAUCCAACAGAAAUUGAGAUACCGAUUCUAUUUCUGGAUUUUGGCUCAUUGAUAACACCAAAAACAAUGCUACGCCUAAGACGCCUAGAACGCGGCCAGUAUGACAAUCCAAAAUUGGUUCUCGAUCUUAGGAGGAGAGAACUACUGGUGUUCUUCCAAGUUGUGUUGGAUUCCAGCAAAAAAACGCCAGAAGACGUCCCAAUACCCUCCGAUUUCCGUAUCAAAAUUCCCUUUGCCCAACUACCAACCUUUUUUGAGACUCGCAACUACUCGGCCAAGUUACUAUCGCACAUAGUCAGUUUGGAAAGUCCUCCCCUGUAUCAUCGACACCUCCACUUCUUGGAAUCCAGCUUUAUGGAUGAUCAAGGCAACUAUGUCGGCGACCUAAAUAGUUGGAGAGAGAUGGAGUGCUGGUACCGCCAGACGGACAUUGUCCACCGGUAUGCAGGAUGGCCGAAACUUCCCAUCAGUUUGCGGAAAGUGAAUCCAAUCAUCAACAUUGGACGCUGGACUACUCUCCGCAUAACUUAUGAUCAGGACGUGGUAGACUCCAAACGUUUCGCAGUGCUGCGCGAUGUAUUGAGAGAUUUUAACGUUGAAAUCAAAAGGGACGACGAUUUCAAGGUUGAUGUGCCCAAAAUACAGCCUGUACCCGUGAUUUGGGAUAUCUGUGAUGAGCCAGAAGGCACACGAGCUGCAAUCGAUGAGCUCAUGGGCGACUCAUACAUUCUUCUUCCCUUUUCUGUCCGUUACCAGCUCGAAGUCUGUAUUUCAAAUGGAUUUCUCAACGAGUAUUCCGCUAAUAACGAGGCCUUCGUUCGAAAACUAAAGGAAACGGAUGAGAGAAAGGCUGUACGGCUAUUGGAACACGUCGCUACAGAAAAGAAGAUUUACUGGAACCCCAUGGACAUAUUCGGAAUACUAUUUCCCAAGGGCUCUAGCAAUAAGAAGAUCCCAUCAUAUUGCUGCAUGAUACGAGCCGCCACUGUAACGCCGUCGAUGGUCUACUGGGAUACGCCGUCAAUGGAAAUCACCAACCGUGUGAUUCGUCAGUAUUCGCAGUAUUCGGACCGGUUUCUUCGAGUGCGAUUCAAAGACGAAAAGCUUGAGGGACGAAUAAAUUCUACAGAUCACAAGAUGAUGGACGAAAUAUUCCUCCGAGUCAAGCGCACCAUGGCAAACGGAAUAAAACUUGGAGAUCGCAAGUAUGAGUUCCUUGCAUUUGGAAACUCGCAGUUCCGCGAGCAUGGUGCCUACUUCUUUGCCUCGGAUAAUCAUAUCACGGCCUCGCACAUUCGAGCUUGGAUGGGCGAGUUUUCGGAUAUCAGGAAUAUUGCCAAGUACGCAGCACGGCUUGGGCAGUGUUUCUCAACUACACGAGCCAUCAAUACUUGCCCGGUUCAACUAGAGCGAAUUCCUGAUGUGACCAAGGGAGAAUACAUGUUCUCGGAUGGCGUGGGUAGAAUGUCCAAUUUUCUAGCCCAGAUGACCCAGCGAGAACUGAAAAUCAAAACUCCAGACGGCGAGCCUCCUUCAGCCUUUCAGUUCCGCCUAGGUGGCUGCAAGGGUAUGUUAGUCCUUUCACCUCAGGCACGAGGGCGCGAAGUCCAUAUCCGCCCAAGUCAGGAAAAAUUCCCUGCUACCCAUCAAGGCUUGGAGAUCAUUCGCUGGUCUCAGUUUUCCAUGGCAACCCUGAAUCGUCAGAUCAUAUCCGUUCUGUCUUCCCUUGGGGUAUCGGAUGAAAUAUUUCACAAAAAGCUUCGCAAGAUGCUAUCUAGCCUAGAAGAGGCCACACAUGAUGACAAGUCGGCCAUGUCUCUGCUGCAAAAGUACAUUGAUCCCAACGAAAUGACCUUCACCAUUUCACAAAUGGUUUCUGACGGUUUCUUGGCUUCCAGCGAACCCUUUCUGACCUCGCUUCUUUCUUUGUGGAAAGCAUGGCAAAUCAAGUACCUCAAGGAAAAGGCAAAGAUAGUGAUUGAUGGCGGAGCUUGCGUCCUUGGUGUCAUGGAUGAGACAGCCACUUUGAAAGGAUUUCUGCAGAAGAAUGCAGACAAUUUGGCAACAUCAUACAAAGGCAUGAUGGAUGCAUUGCCGGAAAUAUUUAUCCAGGUCUAUCGAGCCGACGAGAAGAGAUACCGUGUCAUUGAGGGGGUUUGCUUACUGGCUCGCAACCCUUCUCUCCAUCCGGGUGAUAUACGGGUGGUACGAGCAGUCGAUAAGCCAGAACUCAGCGACCUCAAGGACGUCGUCGUUCUCCCGCAACUCGGUGAUAGAGACAUUGCCAGUAUGUGUUCUGGCGGGGACCUAGAUGGCGAUGACUAUCUGGUCAUCUGGGAUGAAGACUUGAUUCCUUACGACUGGUUCGGCAUGCCUAUGGACUAUACGCCGGUCAAAAGCAUCCAGCUAGACCGCCCAGUCACAGUAAACGACGUGACUUCUUUUUUCGUCAAUUACAUGAAGAAUGACUGUCUUCCCAGGAUCGCCCAUGCUCACCUAGCUUGGGCCGACCUACUACCUCUGGGGGUCAAUGAAAACAAGUGUAUCCGUCUAGCUCAGCUGCACUCGAACGCCGUCGAUUACAACAAGACAGGUAAACCGGCAGUGCUUCCACGAGACCUACGCCCACGCAAGUGGCCGCACUUUAUGGAAAAGAACUACAAACCCAAAGAUCAAAUAUACACGUCCAAAAAGAUCCUUGGGCAGCUCUAUGAUGCCGUGGACAGAGUUGAUUUCCAUCCAAAUUUCGAAAUGCCUUUCGACAAACGAAUUUUAGAAUCGGAAAUCAAAGUGAAGGACGAGUUGGUGGACUUUUCCAAGGAACUCAAGGUCAGCUAUGAUAUUGCAAUGCGACGGAUCAUGGCGCAACACGAAAUCCGUACCGAGUUUGAGGUAUGGUCUACAUUCGUGCUCGGCCAUUCGGGCCAGAGCAAAGACUACAAAUUCCAUGAGGAAAUUGGCCGCAUUUCAAAGGCGCUGCGAGACCGUUUCAAAGGCGAGUGUUACGAAAAAGUCGGUGGCCGCAAUUUUGAGCAUCUGGCGCCUCUUGUGGUUGCAAUGUACAAGGCCACAAGCGACGAGGUUUCUAAAGCUCUGGCUGAGUUCCGCCAAAGGAAUCCGAACCCAGCCUCAAAGCCAAAGAUUGAUACUUUUCCUAUGAUUGGCUUUGCUUGGCUGUUCCCCGAUAUUCUAGGGCGAAUUGCUCUUCGUUACUUUGAACUCGUGGAUACUGUGGGUGACAGUCAAGCCUCGAACCCUCCAGGAGUAAAGAAAGGUCAACUACAGGAAGACCCAUUGAAGGACGAUGGCUUGAUAGGGGAGGUUAAGGAAGCUGCCAGGGACGAAUCACCACCGAUCACGGGCGAUUUAAUUUCACUGGACGAUUUGCCAGAGAUUUUAGAGGAAGCCUCAUCGUCAAUCUCCGAAGAUGUCAACCUCGUGGAGAACGAAGCCGAUCAGAAGCCGAGCGCGAUGGAUAUCCUAGAGAAUAUGCUCGGUGAUUCUGAUGUGGACAGCCUACAACAAAAAGCACCAGGUUUCUCAUUCGGAUCUCCCAGCGAGGGGCUUUUUACCAUCAUGCCCUCUCAGCCGGCGCUCCCACCUCUCCUCACUCCAUAUCUCUCGCCCACUACACAAUCUCCUCAGUCUCUGACGUUAAUAACGACUGUUCUUGCAGCCACGUCGAAUUGGCUCGUUCUCCGGUAUUUGGUUUCCAUUUUGUCCAGUGCAGACAAAACACGCGACAGCCAUGGCGAUGGGGAUAAUAGUGGUGCAGAACCGACAACGAGGAAAAUCGUGCUGGUCAGUUUUCUGCGAAAUUGGGAUUUUUGGAGGGCGGAGGCGAAGAGAUUGGGACUGGAUUUGCAGAGAUUAGCAGACAGCGGGAGAGUCAGGUUCGUGGACGGUUUGACUGGGCUUUACAGCAGUCCUCCGACUACACAGAAGGAUAGCUCCGCGCCAGCCAGAGGGCUAAAUCUUGCUGGAGCUUCGAGAACGAUUCCCGGCCGAGGACCAGCUGGGAGAGCGCCGCUUGCGCCGCCUGCGCCGCCUGCGCCGCCUGCGCCGCCUGAUAGAGUACCUACGAAUUCGAGCACUACUGCCAGCAGUAACAACAGCUCUGCGCCGAAACAACUACAUGCAUCCGGCCAAGGGGGUGUCGCGUUGGAUGGUUUGGAAAAGGAUAUCCUUUCUGUCAUAUCCUCGAUAAGGGCAACCGACGGAGACGAUGAUACUCUUUUAAUUCUAGAUCAGCCAGACCUGGUUCUUGCGGCGACUCCAGGGAUCAGUGCUGUGGACAUGUCUGGGUGGAUUACAGGGCUACAACAGCACGUCCAAUCAACAGUAAUAACUGCAUCCGCCGACUCGCCUCUAGUUCACAACGCAUAUACAGCAGGGGAAGAGGGGGUAGCUACGCCGCUGGAAACACAGCACUCGGCAUUCGUUAUCGGAUUGGCACAUCAAGCACGACUGGUAAUGCAGUUGCGAACAUUAGACACAGGCGCGGCGAAAGAUGUUAGUGGGGUGCUUAGAAUAAGUAAGGGUGGUGGGUUCGAUGAGAUUGCAGAUGGCACGGUGGAGGAUAAAGAGGUUCUGUAUUUUGUGCAAAGAGAUGGUGGUGGGAGGGUGUUUGGGAGAGGGGAGGCGUAG